CUGACCCGACCCUCGCCGCCCUCAUACAUACCAACACAUACAAAACACACGUCUGCAUUACACGCACACAUGCAACAGAGAGAAGACUGCGAACCUUUACCAUGGCCACGCACACCAUCAAAGCACAUCGCACAGAACAAUGACAUAUUCAAGAAUUUACACACAUUGAGACAGGGAAGCAUUCGCAACGCAACAGGCUCUAGAAAUAAGGAAAAUAUAGCAGCUGUUGACGUCCGUAGUAGCCAGCCACCGGCACAUUUGUCUCCCCCCGCUCCUAUAACCCCCUCCAAGAUUGCUGCCACCAUGGGCCGGAAGAAAAUACAAAUAUCACGUAUCACGGAUGAACGGAAUCGACAGGUGACUUUCAACAAACGCAAAUUCGGAGUAAUGAAGAAGGCUUACGAAUUGAGCGUCCUCUGUGAUUGUGAAAUUGCUCUCAUCAUCUUCAGCUCCAACAACAAACUCUACCAGUAUGCCAGCACCGACAUGGACAAGGUUUUAUUGAAAUACACGGAAUAUAAUGAGCCGCACGAGUCACUGACGAAUCGCAACAUCAUCGAGGCACUAACGAAGAAAGAGCAUAAGAACGGAGUGAUGUCACCAGACAGCCCGGAAGCCGAACCAGAAUAUAACUUGACCCCAAGGACCGAAGCAAAGUAUUCAAAGAUUGAUGAGGAAUUUCAAAUGAUGAUGCAACGCAACCAACUCAAUGGAAGCCGAGUCGGUGUUGGUGUUCCUGGAACGAACUACAACCUUCCUGUCAGCGUACCCGUCGGAAGCUAUGAUCAGUCCCUUUUGCAAGCUAGUCCUCAAAUGCAUACCUCUAUCAGUCCACGGCCAUCGUCUUCGGAAACCGAUUCAGUUUACCCGAGCGGCGCAAUGCUAGAGAUGUCAAAUGGUUACCCGGGAUCUGGCUCACCGUUGGGUGGGGGGUGCACUCCCUCCCCCUCCCCCGGCCCAGCUCCCUCCCCCCACCGACACCCGCACAAGCCCCACCAUGCUCCGCCGCCUCAUCACUCGCCCCGACACAACAACUUACGCGUCGUCAUACCCAGCUCAAUGCCACCACCGCAAGAUGACAUAUCUUAUACCGGAGAGACACCACUAAGCUACUCAGGACUCGGAAAUUUCGGCGGACCACAGGACUUCAGCAUGAGCUCAGACAUCGGCAUAGGACUAUCAUGGGGAGCGCACCAACUGCAGACACUACAACACAACAGGUACAUCAGUCUGCCGGUGCUAGGCGGUACACCGCCUCCGGCCGCAUCUCCCAGCAACGUGAAGAUUAAAGCAGAGCCAGUUUCCCCACCGCGUGAACAUCUGCAUCGUCCGCCAGCACCGCCAGCCCACCUCGCCGGCAUCGAUGGUAUGUAUGGAUCGGUGACUUCAAGUAACAUGGGUUCGCCGGCCGGACAAGACAUGAGGCAUGCUAACACCGUCCCGCUAGACUACGAACAGCCUCACUCAAAACGGCCGCGGAUCGAAGGCUGGGCCACAUAG
Danaus chrysippus (African queen) is the source of this 1500-nucleotide messenger RNA. NCBI's taxonomy places the organism in Eukaryota, Metazoa, Arthropoda, Insecta, Lepidoptera, Nymphalidae. The record is from the annotation of a GenBank genome assembly.